AUGGGUCAUAUUACUAUUAAUCGUCGAGUCGCUUCAAGCACGUUUAUACUUUCUAUUUUAGCUGUCUUUCCUCCAAUAAAAACCAAGGCAAUAAAGCUUACGCCAUUACCAAGAAACUUGGAAUCUCAACCACUCCUAAACAAAGUCACCAAAAUUCAAAAUUUCCCACAACCUUUUAGGAAUGUUUGGAAAAAGGCAAUUUUAUCCGAAACAUCUGUUGCAGUGUUUCAAGACUCAUUUUGGUGGAUAUUUUGCCAACUGUUUGAACCAAAACAAUCCAAGGAUGUGAUAUUUUCGCGUAUUUCCCCUAGUUUUGUGGCACUUUUUUUCAAUAUCCCAACGGCUUACAAAGAUCGAUUUUUCCACUACUACCCCAAUUGCCUAGCACAAGCUUUGUAUGCUGGCUUCUGCAAGGCAUUCCCAGAUUCGUAUAAAAUAUUUGGCAAUCCUUUCAAAGCCACUUUGACUGACACCAUCUUUGAGUGGAUAUCGGGUGUCCGUCCUCAGCGCAUGAUAUGGGAGACCUGCUCUGAAACCUAUAAGUCCCAUCCUGCAGGAAGCGGUCCAGACUUUCACAAAGUCCAGUUCAAUAUACUAGGGCACAGCCCAUUGGUCCUUCACUUUAUGAGAGUAAAAGGGGUCAGGGAAACAGACUUGGAAAGCGUUAAAAAAGUCGUUGGUCGCACAGAGAUAGCCCGGUUGGCUGAGCCCAGACCGACGUAUGAAGAUCUUAUUAACGAGUUAAAAAGAAAGAGAAAAAAUUCACAAUUGCUGAGUCAGCAAUACCAUCUUGUGCUUCAGAUGUUUUUGGAAGAAAGCAAACAUAUCCAGAAACAAAAGCGUCAAGUCAUUGCAAAGAUCAAUCAGAUGCAAGACGAGUUAACAAGAAAAUACAGUGACUUUAAAACAUCGAAAUAA
Dendronephthya gigantea is the source of this 918-nucleotide messenger RNA. RefSeq names its product protein FAM227B-like. Lineage: Eukaryota; Metazoa; Cnidaria; Anthozoa; Malacalcyonacea; Nephtheidae. The record is from RefSeq and is a predicted model, not a curated record.